Cicer arietinum (chickpea) is the source of this 1205-nucleotide messenger RNA. RefSeq names its product chloroplastic import inner membrane translocase subunit HP30-2. NCBI's taxonomy places the organism in Eukaryota, Viridiplantae, Streptophyta, Magnoliopsida, Fabales, Fabaceae. Gene Ontology annotation, biological process: protein insertion into mitochondrial inner membrane; protein targeting to chloroplast. Gene Ontology annotation, molecular function: transmembrane protein transporter activity; protein binding. The record is from RefSeq and is a predicted model, not a curated record. Gene Ontology annotation, cellular component: chloroplast inner membrane; TIM22 mitochondrial import inner membrane insertion complex.
UUUUCUAAUUUAAAUAUUAAUUAACUAACUGUUUCUAAUUACUAUAAACUAAAUCCAAAUUAUAAAAGGCGUAGUACGAAACGAAACGAAACGUUAUCAAAACAAAAUAUAUCCAUACAUUUCAACGACGAUUUCACUGCGGCGUUGAAAUUGAAAAAAUAAAAAUGGAACAAGGCAAACAAGGAGUGAUGGUGUUGAAGGGUUUACCACCGCAACUUCAGAACCCAAUUGACCAAAUUCAAGCACGCUACAAGCACUUAGAGAAUGGCUUCAAGCUUUGGCUCUCCAAACAGUCCAUCGCCGUUGAAGCCGCCGUCGUUACCACCACCAGCGCUGCUCAAGGUGGCGCUAUUGGUGCUAUCAUGGGUACUCUCACCGCCGACGCACCCUCCGCUUUUCCAAUACCUCCACCUAACGCUGCUCUUAACCCUCAAGCCAUGGCAUCUCUCCAGCAAGCACAGGCUCUUGCUGGAGGCCCUCUAGUUCAGGCUCGCAACUUUGCUGUUAUGACUGGAGUGAAUGCCGGUAUUUCAUGUGUCUUGAAAAGGAUAAGGGGAAAGGAAGAUGUUCAAUCCAGCAUGGCGGCCGCUUUUGGUUCUGGGGCCAUGUUUUCAUUGGUAAGUGGCAUGGGUGGACCAAAUCAAGCAGCUAAUGCAGUCACAUCUGGACUAUUCUUUGCACUUGUUCAAGGUGGACUUUUCCAGAUUGGACAAAAGUUUUCUCAACCACCUGCCGAAGAUAUUCACUAUGCUAGAACAAGAAACAUGUUGCACAACCUUGGUCUUCAGAAUUACGAAAAGAAUUUUAAGAAAGGCUUAUUGUCAGACAACACCUUGCCUUUACUCACAGACAGUGCUCUCAGAGAUGUGAAAAUUCCUCCUGGACCCAGGCUGUUGAUUCUUGACCACAUCCAGAGGGACCAAGAUUUCAGAGAGAAGCGAGGAAGCCGCAAUUAACUUGUGUGCAUUGUCUCCUAAGUGGCGGUGAAAAGCAUAUUAUAGGGGAGUUUGUAUCGCAGAUGAAUUUUGUCAUUUUUGUUUAUUAUGCUUUAUGUUCCAUUGUUGUUGCAGUGUACUUGAUAUAAUCUGGUUAACGUGUCAGAUAUUUUGGUUUCUAUGAAACGCAAACAGGUUCAAAGUAAAUUACGGAGCAUGAAUUUGUUAACUUUAAAAAUAAGAAAAAGGCAUUGCUUUCUCGUGGAAGAA